Messenger RNA from Hirsutella rhossiliensis, 879 nucleotides. Its product is annotated as von willebrand factor type A domain-containing protein. Gene Ontology annotation, cellular component: proteasome regulatory particle, base subcomplex; cytosol; nucleus. The record is from RefSeq and is a predicted model, not a curated record. The coding region runs from base 1 to 879 and encodes 292 amino acids. Gene Ontology annotation, molecular function: polyubiquitin modification-dependent protein binding. NCBI's taxonomy places the organism in Eukaryota, Fungi, Ascomycota, Sordariomycetes, Hypocreales, Ophiocordycipitaceae. Gene Ontology annotation, biological process: proteasome-mediated ubiquitin-dependent protein catabolic process. The transcript has 2 exons.
AUGGUUCUCGAGGCGGUCAUGGUUGUCGUGGACAACAGCGAGAGCAGCCGAAAUGGAGACUACCAGCCGACCCGGUUCGACUCACAAGUAGAUGCCGUCAACGUCGUCUUCCAAAGCAUCACUCAAGGCAACCCCGAGUCGUCCGUCGGCCUGAUGAGCAUGGGCGGCAAGGGACCCGAGGUUCUCGUCACCCUUACCACGGAGCAAGGAAAGAUCCUUGAGGGUCUGCACAGGACGAAGAAGAAGAUUGGCGGGUCGUCGCACUUGAAAACGGGCAUCCAAGUCGCAACGCUCGCUCUCAAGCACCGACAGAAUCGAUCCCAACGACAGCGCAUAAUAGUCUUUGUCUGCUCGCCCAUUGAGGAAGACGCCAAGGAGCUCACGCAACUGGCCAAGAAGAUGAAAAAGGGCAACAUCUCCGUCGACUUUAUCCUGUUUGGCGAUCUCGAUGACGACGGCACCCAGAAAAAGCUGCAGGCGUUCAACGAGGCCGUCAAGGGCAGCGAAGGCUCGCACCUCGUGGUGAUUCCGCCCAGCAGCAAGCUCCUGAGCGACCAGCUGGUGGCCACGCCCAUUCUCCUCGGCGAAAACGCCCCGGGGCCGAGCGGCUCCGGCGACAUGGGCGGCGGCAACGAAGAGUUCGAGUUUGGGUUCGACCCGGCCAUGGAGCCGGAGCUCGCCCUCGCCCUGCGCAUGAGCAUGGAGGAGGAAAAGGCUAGGCAGGAGAAGCGGGCGCGAGAGGAGGAGGAGGAAGCCAAGAAGGCUUCCCUGGAGGGUGUCAAGGAGGAAGACGAGUCGGGCCAGGCGAGCGGGAGCGGAGCACAGAACGGUCAGCAAGGAAGUAAGAAGGACGGUGGCGACAAGAUGGACACGUCCUAG